Stylophora pistillata is the source of this 953-nucleotide messenger RNA. RefSeq lists its product as uncharacterized. Lineage: Eukaryota; Metazoa; Cnidaria; Anthozoa; Scleractinia; Pocilloporidae. Gene Ontology annotation, biological process: signal transduction. Gene Ontology annotation, molecular function: protein binding. The record is from RefSeq and is a predicted model, not a curated record.
GCUUGGGUGUCCAUCGCUGGCUUCCGAAGUUUUGAAUGCACUGAGGUGUCUUUUUCCCUUAUCAUGAGGGCCAAAAUGUGAAAGGAAAUAAGAUUUCUGGUUCGGAGCGACUCUGACACUUUUCGGGCUCUGGUUGAUGUAGAUCUACACGCGAAAGUUGAGGGACUGUGAACUUGCGUCUGGAAUAUUUUCAUUUAAGAUGUGACGCUUGCUGCAGAAAAAAGCGUUCCAGAAAAUCUUUGGAAAGCAAUUCGUAAAGAGCCAAUAGUCAGAGAUCAUGUUUUUUCAGAAACUAUAUCACAAGACUCGAAUAUCAUUAAGAAGAGGAUAAUUUUUGCAGACUUGGUAUCAGUGAAAGGUUUCACUUGGAUUCUCAAAGAAACGGGCGUUUUCAUAAAAUUUCCUCCAAAAGCAGUACCAGAUCCAAGGCUGGUCACAUGUUUGUUGUGGAAGCCUGGGUUUGUUUCUCCUCCUCUUGAAGUUAACGAAUCGUUGGUGAGCAAUGUAAUAGAACUCGACUGUGAUGAUCCAGACGGUGUAGUUUACAGUUCCAUUGAGGUAGCCUUAACUCAUAGUGCAAAGUGCUUGAGAGGUUACGAACUUGUUAUGAAGGAGAUGAUCGGUACAGGAGGAUGGAGGGAUCUAGAAACCUCAGAGGUGCAACCAUCAGAUCUUCAAGGCGAAAGCUUGCAUUGGCACAGUGAAUUACCUUUUGUUGGUGCUAAAAUUACCAGUUUUUCUCGCUAUGCCGUUAUUUGUCGUCUAAAGUCUUACAAAGUUCAAAAGGUGGAUACUGAGGAGUGUUUAGAGUUAACAAUCAGUGUGCCAGAUUUCUCGGGUGUUAGUUUAUCAAUUCCUGGAAAAUCUUUUCCUGCAAGCAUGGACUUCGUCACUAAGGUAAAGUCACUCAACAUAAUUUAAAGACUCUCCUCUUGACAUCUUUUUGUAUUUUA